UUUAUUUUAUUUCAAUCUACAUCCUUUUAUAAUGGUUGAUAAUAAACUUUUGACAAAAUUAUCACAAAAUUUACUUGAGAUUUUAAACGAUGAAGAAUAUUAUGAUAUUACAAUUGAAGUUGGUAACGACCCUUACGUAAAAGUAUUUCGUGCUCAUAUGGUUAUUUUGAAUUAUCGUUCUCCUUAUUUAAGAAGAAUUUUAUCAACAAAUAAAAAGAAAAAUGACGGAACUUUGACAAACAUUAAAUUACCAAAUAUUUUACCU
Rhizophagus irregularis DAOM 181602=DAOM 197198 is the source of this 265-nucleotide messenger RNA. RefSeq lists its product as uncharacterized. Gene Ontology annotation, molecular function: protein binding. Lineage: Eukaryota; Fungi; Glomeromycota; Glomeromycetes; Glomerales; Glomeraceae. The record is from RefSeq and is a predicted model, not a curated record.